Lynx canadensis (Canada lynx) is the source of this 5056-nucleotide messenger RNA. RefSeq names its product actin filament associated protein 1 (gene AFAP1). The transcript is spliced from 14 exons. The record is from RefSeq and is a predicted model, not a curated record. Lineage: Eukaryota; Metazoa; Chordata; Mammalia; Carnivora; Felidae. Bases 376 to 2010 code for a protein of 544 amino acids. Gene Ontology annotation, molecular function: SH2 domain binding; SH3 domain binding. Gene Ontology annotation, cellular component: cytosol.
CCCCGCCCCGGGGCUCCAUUGUUGCGGCGGCCGCGGCUCUGCGGGCUGCCCGGCUCUGUUCCGCUCGGCCCGGAGCGAGCGCCGCUGAGGCGGUGACCUGAGGAUUUGUCCUCGGCGAGUGGCUCGGUGUCCUGGGAAGCUGCAGGGGGACCCCGGGAGCUCUGUCCUCGCCCCUGGAGGAGGCGUGUGGAGAAGACAGUUCCGUGCAGACCCGGGCGCUCCCGCCUGGCGGUCAGGCCGCCCGGCUCCUGGUUGGGGCCUUUUAACCAAAUACUUUGUGACCUCAGCAGGACCGUGGAAGACACCACAAGAGCAGAGUCACUUGAUUUAGUGCAAACAUCCUUUCGCUUGGGAGAAGGGAGUUUUGCUGUUCGGAUGCAUAGAAUGUACCCAGAAAUGCCUCCAGCAAUGGAAGAGUUAAUAGUUGAACUCCGUCUCUUUCUUGAACUCCUGGACCACGAGUACCUAACGUCAACCGUCAGGGAGAAAAAGGCGGUGAUUACCGACAUCCUGCUGAGGAUACAGUCAUCCAAAGGUUUCGAAGUGAAAGACCAUGUUCAGAAGCAAGAGACCCCCAACAGCCUGCCGGCUCCUCCCCAGAUGCCUUUGCCGGAGAUCCCUCAGCCGUGGCUGCCACCCGACGGCGGGCCGCCACCGCUCCCGACGUCCUCUCUCCCGGAAGCUUAUUACGAGGAGGCCGUGCCCCUGAGCCCUGGGAAGGCUCCGGAAUACAUCACGUCGAAUUACGACUCGGACGCGAUGAGUAGCUCCUACGAGUCGUAUGACGAGGAGGAGGAGGACGGAAAGGGCAAGAAGACACGGCACCAGUGGCCGUCCGAGGAGGCCUCCAUGGACCUGGUGAAGGACGCCAAGAUCUGCGCCUUCUUGCUGAGGAAGAAGCGCUUCGGGCAGUGGAGCAAGCUCCUCUGUGUCAUCAAGGACACCAAGCUGCUGUGCUACAAGAGUUCCAAGGACCAGCAGCCACAGAUGGAACUGCCGCUGCAAGGCUGCAGCGUCACGUACAUCCCGAAGGACAGCAAGAAGAAGAAGCACGAGCUGAAGAUCGCCCAGCAGGGCACCGACCCGCUGGUGCUCGCGGUGCAGAGCAAGGAGCAGGCCGAGCAGUGGCUGAAGGUGAUCCGAGAGGUCUACAGUGGCUGCAGCGGCCCAGCGGAUUCAGAGGGGCCUCCGCCAUCAAGCUCCCCAGUGCACAAGACGGAGCUGGAGAAGAAACUGUCUUCUGAGAGGCCGAGCUCCGACGGGGAGGGCGCUACUGAAAACGGAAUCACCGUGUGUAAUGGAAAAGAACAAGUUAAGAGGAAGAAAAGUUCCAAAUCAGAGACCAAGGGAACCGUGUCUAAAGUCACUGGGAAGAAGAUCACCAAGAUCAUCGGCUUGGGGAAGAAAAAGCCCUCGACGGAUGAGCAGACCUCGUCCGCGGAGGAGGACGUCCCCACGUGCGGCUAUCUCAACGUGCUCUCCAACAGCCGCUGGCGGGAGCGCUGGUGUCGGGUCAAGGACAACAAGCUCAUUUUCCACAAGGACAGGACCGACCUCAAGACCCACAUUGUUUCCAUCCCUCUGCGCGGCUGUGACGUGAUCCCUGGGUUGGACUCCAAACACCCCCUGACGUUCCGGCUGCUUCGCAAUGGACAGGAGGUGGCGGUGCUGGAGGCGUCCUCCUCAGAGGACAUGGGCAGAUGGAUCGGAAUUUUGCUGGCUGAGACGGGCUCCUCCACAGACCCCGGGGCCCUGCACUACGACUACAUCGACGUGGAGACGUCCGCGAACGUCAUUCAGACAGCCAAGCAAACCUUCUGCUUCAUGAACAGGCGUGGCGUCUCCACUAACCCGUACCUGGGGAGCACCUCCAAUGGCUACGCCCACCCCAGCGGCACGGCGCUGCAUUACGACGACGUCCCCUGCAUUAACGGCUCGGUGAGUGCGCCACUCGUACGGGGGUCCGGGCUCGGCUGUGUCAGAGGCGGGGCAGCGCGAGGGUUCCUGUAAUCCGGGACCCCGAUUUCAGGCCAGGCGCCAGAGGGCUUUUGGCCGUGCUCUGAGGUGGGAUGGAACCCGUGUCCCUCUCUCCCGGGCUUGUUUGUGACCUUAGUGUGCAUCUGAGCAAGUGGGUACCUGGACACCAGUACGCUGUCAUUCAGCGUCCACGUCAUUGUGUCUCAACACGUCCUAAAAUGUGGGACGUAGGACGGCACCUCAGAUAGGUCAAAAUAGAGCCCAGGCUCGGUUCUCAGGGAGCAGAAGGGACAUGUUGCCUCGGCGUAGUGGCCGCACUUCAGACUCAAGGCGUCUUCCCCCUUGGUGGCCUUGGAGCACCCGGGACGCCCGGCCCCUGGUCCAGAGCAGCUUAUCUGCCCGUAGGAAUGCAGUGCAGGUGCUCAGUGACAGCUCUGCAUGGCCUCAGGCUGGCCGGCUCGGUUCUCAGUACUUUGUGUCCUGUACGCAACAAGCGGACCUCAUCGGUAAACUGUUACCACAUCUCCACAUUCUUUGCCGAACGGAACAGCCGUCACUGAGCACACUCCCUGGGCCAGGCCCCGUGCCGUCCUCCGGGCCACCAGGGGAGAGGCCCUCGAGGAACCAUCUUACCGUUGGUCCCCCGGUACUGGGUGGGCUUAAAGUUGGCAUCGCGUCAGGAUACGUUUCGAAGUUUGGCAUAGAAUGUGUUUAUUGUUGGUUUUUCAAAUCUUGGAAGGUAUUUUGGACUUUUUUCCUGCUGUUUUGCUCACCUGUUCUUUUCUCGGUACUUGGAUGGACGUCCCCAAUCAGCCCCCUCUUUUGUGUGGUCAUCGAAUCCACACCUGCCCAAGGCAGGCACCGGGAGAUCACGGCCUUCUCGAGGGAAGUGCGGGGGUCAGGCAAGGACUCCUGGAGCUCAGAAGUAGAAGCAAACUGAAAAGAAGGUUACUGUGGUCUGGGUCAGAGGUGACCAGCUGGCUAUCAAAUGUAGUGAUGUCAUGUGUCUGUCCCCAGGGUCUUGGAUAGCUUGCCCUGGGCGUUCCUCUCUCCACCCCCUCGGGCCUGCCCUGGGGUUCCUGUAGGGCCCCGUCCGCAGGCUCUUUACUGGAUUCCUUAUCGCACAGUCCCUCCUCCCUGCCUGCCCAUCCUCUCUCCCUCCUUCCUGAUUUGCCGCAUGGCCCCUAGCGCCCAGGGUCUGCACUAGGGAUUGAAGACACAACACAGGAGUUGUAGCCUCUGUCCCCCGGUGGCCUUCCGACUCAGGGAGGGCUGCAUGGUGGCCCCUGUGAGAGCAGGUUCUCGGGCAGUCUCUCUGCCUUCCUAGGCACUGGCUAGGGCCGGCCCCUGGCUGUGCUGGCCUCCGUUUGCUCCGUGCAGCCACCAGCUUCUGUUGACAGAGUGGCCUUACCCCUGGUGGUAGGCCCAGCCACCCAGUCGCUCCCACGCAGUCGUGAGCUUCUCUGAGCCUUGGUCCCAGGCGCCCCCUGUGUUGGAAAGACAACACACAAAACUGCCUCUGGGCCUUCCCACCCAAAGGCCCUUCUGUGUCCCUCUUCCUCCAAGGGUUUUCUGCCUUCUUCCUUACCGUCCACACGGAGGGCUCAGGGCGAGCUGGGUGGGCUGGCACGAGCACGCCCCAUCCACCCCUCCAUCCCUUUAGGUUUGUGUCACGGGGGUUCAGCCCGUCCCCAGGAAUGAGCUUUCCUUCGAGCACCCGCAGCGUCGUCCGAUUCAGACAUAAAAACCCACCAUUCUGGAAGGACUCUGCAUUUAGGAAUUGUUUCUGCACGUGUGUGCGGCAGUGUGGCAACUUGAGGUCCCAGGUGCAGUGUCUGUGGCUCUCUCGCUUGCUGAGGGCUUCCUGGAAGCCAAGGCCCCUCUUCAAACCGCUUCUGUUUUCCGGGCUCCAGCACCAGGCCGUCCCUUGUUCGGGAGGCUUCCUUCCCCGGUUUUACGAAGUUCGUGCUUUCUGACCCCAAACCUGGCAUUUUGUCAGGGUCUCGGCUUCAGUGAUCCUUGACCCUCAGUGCCCCCCUGACGCCAGCGCGAGAUAAAAGCGGGUCUCAAAAGGGACCUUCUGAGGUGCUUUUAAUCUAGAAACGUCCGUGGAGUAUCAGUUUCUAAGUGUUCCGUGUGACUCUAUCCUUUGGCAUUUGGGGAGGUGAUGGUCCAGUCUGGAGCGUUCAGGUAACUCUGGACAGCUGUGUGCCGGGCUGCCCCCGCGGGGCCGUCAGCCCAGGCUUGUGCGCAGGGGCCGCGGCGUGUAGAUGGCGGGUGGGUCCCCGCAUCACAGAAAUAGACACGUCAAAGCGGCUGCAACAGACAGAAGCGCCCCUCCCGUGAGACUCAGACCGCUUCUAUUUUUGUAACAAAAGGCUGUAAUUACAGCGUCCUGCCAGAAGGAUGUAAAAAUAGGGUAAAAUGAGCCCAACCUAGGAAUUAAUAUUUCUCUCUUUUUUGGAAAGUGCAAAGCAAUUGGUAAAGACCUUUCGGUCUCUGGCUGUGGUUCUGAGUCUGGGUUUACUUCACACUUGAAUGUCCUUGUUCUAAAGUGGCCCGUAGUUAUUUUAGUCCUUUGUGAAAACCUUUCCUGCUAAAACAACACCAUUAUAUCUGCCAUAUUCUGAAACGUCCUCUUUUCUGUGAUGAUUUGAUUUCUUUCUUUCAACAGACUGUGUUUUGGUCGCUGUGCUUUCUUCAGGUAGAACAGAGUGUGGCACCCGGGUGCACACUGAUGGUCACCUGUAACACCCGAGCCGCUGACGCGUGCGUGACAGGCGGAGUCAGGAGGUGGUGUCACCCUGGCGCACCUGCAGCUUGGAGGCAGCGCCGUGCGCGGCUGGGGCCGGGCUCUGUGCCGCGGUCUCCUCCCGCAUCUUGAGAUUCCCCGGGGGACAUAGAGGGGUCAACAGUUUCGAAGCACUUAAAACAACGUCUGGGCCAUAGUAAUUACUGUAAAAUAAAGUGCUUUCGGGGCCGAGGUUUCUGGGCCCCCAGGCUGUCACAUGGCUUCCGCUCUCUGGAUUAGGACUUCCGAAAUUGGGGUCUUUAAAGAAAAAAUGUCAAAUCCUUUUUG